AUGGCUCCAACACAUGCCGCUGCUAUUCUCCCUCAGAAAGGCGGUCCAUUUAUAGUCGAGGACCGCAACACCCCAGAGCCUGGCCCGAAUGAGCUCCUCAUCGAAGUCAAGGCUGUGGCCCUAAAUCCCGUCGACUAUUACCAACGAGACGUCGGUCUCCCUCCUAUACCCAGUUAUCCCACUGUUAUCGGAUCCGAUGUGGCUGGUGUUGUCGCCAAGGCGGGCCCUGGAGUGUCAACCGGCCUUGCCCUAGCCACCCGAGUCAUCGCUUUUGCCUCUGGUUUCUACCACAAUGGCUCACCGGAUUACGGUUCCUUUCAGAAAUAUGUCUUGGCUCAGCCAGAGGGCGUUGUUGUACUCCCUGACCAUCUUUCGUUUGAACAAGGUGCUGUUUUCCCCUUGGCUGUUCUGACUGCCUUGACAGCAUGGACCACAAUCGGCAUCUCGCUCGACACUCAGUAUACGCCGCAGGAUAAGCAGGCAGUACUGAUCUGGGGUGGUGCGAGUAGUGUGGGCACUUUUGCUGUUCAAUCAGCUAAAUUGCUGGGCUUUACUGUCUAUGUGACUGCCAGCUCUCAAAACCACGAAUACAUGAAGCAGCUCGGGGCGCACGCUGUCUUCGACUACAAGGAUGGUGAUGUUGUCUCUCAGAUAGUUUACCAGGCUCAGAAAGAUGGCGUCAAGCUCAACACAGCACAUUGCGUCGUCAAGGAAAGCUUGCAGCCAACGCUAGACGUACUCAAGGAGACCAAAGGCAGUGCACCAGCUAUGGUUGCACAUUCGCCUGUCCUGCCGCAAGAUCAUCCGACCCUGGACAAUACUACAGUCCUGUUCAACUGCCCGUCGGCGGAUAAGGCUGCCAGGGACAAGCAUAUUGACCAAUGCUUCAAUGGAUGGCUUGGAAAAGGUCUCCGGUCAAAUACAGUUGUUCCCAGCCCGUUUAUUCAGGUUGAGGCGGGUGGUCUAGAGGGUUUAAAUUCUGCGCUGGAUAAAUUAAAGGCUGGGGUUAGUAGCACAAAGAUUGUAGUCUCUAUAUAA
Molecule: messenger RNA, 1038 nt
Organism: Trichoderma asperellum CBS 433.97
Lineage: Eukaryota; Fungi; Ascomycota; Sordariomycetes; Hypocreales; Hypocreaceae
Molecular function (GO): oxidoreductase activity, acting on NAD(P)H
Source: RefSeq, a predicted model, not a curated record